AUGUAUAUCAGCAAUCAUUCUCCAAGAAAAAUUCCUGUUGGAUACUCGGCUGCUGACGACCUACGAUUCCGUAUAUCUCUUGCUCACUACCUUGAAUGUGGCGAUGAGUUCACGUCUGCAGACUUUUAUGGCGUUAAUUCAUAUCAAUGGUGUGGACAUCAAAGUUUUACCUCUAGUGGAUAUGAUAGCUUGGUAGCAGAUUAUAAGGACUACUCGUUGCCCAUUUUCUUAUCAGAGUACGGUUGUAAUGCUGUGUACCCUCGACUGUUCCAAGAGGUUUUGGCUUUGUACACUCCAGAGAUGACUGAAGUAUUUAGUGGAGGCUUGGUUUACGAAUUUACACAGGAGCCUAACAACUAUGGGUUGGUAGAACUUGACCAGUCAGGAAAUGCUUACACAAUAGGCGAGUUCGAUACUCUCAAAGAAAAGUUUAACCAAGUCAAUGGUUUUGAGCCUCGAACCCCGCAAGAAAACUCUAGACCGACUAUAUGUAAAGAAGAGUAUGAUAAUAUCAACUUGGAAAUCCCGAUUCCCAGUAGCUUUGGUGUUGACAUGAUAGCACAUGGGUUGCCGGUUCGUAGAGGAACAUUUGUACAUGUCACGGUCAACGCCACUAUGCACCGUAUUUACAAUACAAACGGUGAGGAGAUGACCAACAAGGAAAUCAAGAUUCUCCAACCCUUGACACUCCAAAACCCAGACAGAACUCCUAAUGCCGGUAUGUUUGAUGCCUCCAAUUCUAUAAAUAACACCACACAUCCAGGUAUUGAGUAUGCUACGGUAAGUGAUGGGGUAGCACAACCUACUCUACCCUCAAAUAUUGCCAGGAGAGUAGAAGAAAGAAAACACCUUGAUCAACACAAGAAGUUGAAUGGUGGCUUUGCGGAAUCUUCAGCCAGUGUGUACCCGAGCUCAAAAGCUUCUAAAGUGACUGAAUCAACUAAUAGCGGGGGUAAAAAACAAAGUUUAACACUUUUAGCUUCUGCUAUAGCUUGUGGAUUCGUUGGGAUCGUAUAUGGAAUGCUUUGA
This is a messenger RNA of Sugiyamaella lignohabitans, 1029 nucleotides long. RefSeq names its product Gas4p (gene GAS4). The record is from RefSeq and is a predicted model, not a curated record. Gene Ontology annotation, molecular function: 1,3-beta-glucanosyltransferase activity. Lineage: Eukaryota; Fungi; Ascomycota; Dipodascomycetes; Dipodascales; Trichomonascaceae. The coding region runs from base 1 to 1029 and encodes 342 amino acids. Gene Ontology annotation, cellular component: cytoplasm; fungal-type cell wall. The transcript has a single exon. Gene Ontology annotation, biological process: fungal-type cell wall (1->3)-beta-D-glucan biosynthetic process.